This is a messenger RNA of Laccaria bicolor S238N-H82, 1338 nucleotides long. RefSeq lists its product as uncharacterized. Bases 1 to 1338 code for a protein of 445 amino acids. The record is from RefSeq and is a predicted model, not a curated record. Lineage: Eukaryota; Fungi; Basidiomycota; Agaricomycetes; Agaricales; Hydnangiaceae. The transcript has 9 exons.
AUGUCUUCACGAUUGGGUUUGAUUCCAGAAGCAGCAGCCUGCCUCACCCAAGCCCCGCCACUCCCAUCGCAUCACAAGCCCAUGGUGGUUUCAGCUACCAGCAAAGUACACACCACGCCACUCAGGUCGCUUCGCCCUUCCGAAACGAAAGUCGCACAGGCGAAUGACCAGCGUGCACUGCACAGAUCCCGUUCCUGGCCUCACCGCUUGAGGCUGUCCCAGAGUCGGACAACGAGGAAGAGAGACCAUUGCUUACGUUUUCCCUCCCUAGGGUUUUGCACGACCACAUCUACAACUACGCUCAGCACCGACCGACCUCGCACCCUUAGACCACGAGCAUCAAGCCUUCUCCCCUGGUCCGAACCCGGGGACGCGCAUCAUGGUGGAGGUGCAGGAUAUGGAUGGGGUGUCGUCGCUUGGUUGUUUGUGUUCCCCUCGUCUGUGCUCCUGACCUCGGUGACGAUGGACGACGUCUCUUCGCAUCUGGUCAAGGCGGCCUGGUGGGUGUUUUUUUACCACUCGUCUCUACCCGCGACACGUCAAGCCUGCAUUGCCUGGCUCAAAAAGCACGUUCGCAAUGCCUACUCACUCGAAACGAGCAGAUGGAAUCUGAAUUACACAACUCCUCAAUCACAGCACAGUAAGCACGGUGGGACUAUGGUCAAGCUUUGCAGUGGGUCGGCGAGACUGUUGCGGCAAUGGUUCCCCAGGCCACAACCCCUUCCAGGCUUGAACGUUGAAAAUGUUGAACUUUGGCAUGGUGAGCAAACGGGCAAGGGGCGCCUUAUGAACCUCGAUGUGGACGACUUGGGCCGGAUAUUCUCGUUCGGUGUCUUCGCCCUGCGCGACCUCCGAUCGGGGCCGGAGGUUGUGCUUGACUGGGAAUGGGACAGUGGGAGCAAGAUGCCCAGCCUGCCCCACGUCCUCGUCGAAUUCAUGUUUGCUGGAUUCUACCUCAACUCCAACUUCGAGUUGACAUAUCACCCUCGGGCCCCAUCCACUCACCUGGCAACACAUUCAACACCUGCGGCUCCAAAUAACGAACAUCCUGCACACACUGUCAUCCACCUUCACUACCUGCCGGCUGAUGCAGAUGGCUGUGUUUACCACUGGCCAGGACGAGAAAAGGAGAAGGCUAUUGAGAGCGAUGAGGAUGUGGAGACGCUGGGUGGGACGAUGACCUUAGAGCAAGGUCGACUUUGGUUACCCCCAACUCGCACCACCAACGUUAAAGUUUUCCUCAAAAUGUCAGCACACGUCAUCGACACCUGUGGGGCGAGGUCAAUUCAACCACAGGCUCGGCCCGAGGACAUCGAAAAGCCCUGGGGUCGGGCAUGA